Argentina anserina (silverweed cinquefoil) is the source of this 1371-nucleotide messenger RNA. Its product is annotated as F-box/kelch-repeat protein OR23. Lineage: Eukaryota; Viridiplantae; Streptophyta; Magnoliopsida; Rosales; Rosaceae. Gene Ontology annotation, molecular function: protein binding. The record is from RefSeq and is a predicted model, not a curated record.
CAGAGCCAUGACCCAACAACCUUCCUCUCCCUCUUCUUCUUCUCCGCCUCUAAUCCCGGGCCUCCCAAACGACGUCGCAUCAAUCAUCCUCUCCUCCCUCCCCUUCUCCCACCACGCCCGCCUCAAGCCGGUGAGCAAAUCCUGGCGCCUCUUCCUCUCCUCCAAAACCCUCUUCUCCUCCCGCCAAUCCCACCGCCGCCUCUCCCACCUCCUCUGCAUCUUCCCCGACGACCCCUCCGUCGCCUCCCCCUUCCUCUUCGACCCCCUCCACCUCGCCUGGUCCCCCCUCCCCCUUAUGCCCUGCCACCCCCAGCUCUACGGCCGCUGCUACUUCUCCUCCCUCUCCCUCGGCCCCCAGCUCUAUGCCCUCGGCGGCUCCCUCUUCGACGCCCGCUCCUUCCCCAUCGACCGCCCCAUCCCCUCCUCCUCCGUCUUCCGCUUCGACUUCGCCUCCGCCGCGUGGGAGCCAUGCGCGCCGAUGCUCUCCCCGCGGGGGAGCUUCGCCUGCGCUAGUGUUCCGGACUCCGACCAGAUCGUCGUCGCCGGAGGGGGAUCCAGGCACGCCGUGUUCGGCGCCGGCGGGAGCAGGAUGAGCAUGGUGGAGAGGUACGACGUGUGCAAAGACGAGUGGGCGGCCAUGGAGGGGCUGCCGAGCUUUCGGGCCGGCUGCGUGGGGUUCAUUGCCGGCGAGGAGGAUGAGAGGGAGUUUUGGGUGAUGGGAGGGUAUGGGGAGGCGAGGACUAUAUCGGAGGUGGUGCCGGUGGACGAGUAUUAUCGGAAUGUGGCGGUGAUGGAAAUGGAGAGUGGUGGUGGUGGUGGGUGGAGGGAGACUGGUGAUAUGUGGGAAGGAGGGGAGAGGAUGAGGCUUGGGAAGAUUGUGGUGGUUGAGACUGAGGCUGAUCCGGCGCAGCCUGGUGUGUUCAUGCUUGAUGGGAAUGACAUAUUCAGAUAUGACCUGGCAUCAAAUAACUGGAGUUUGGAGUCGCAUAUACCAAGGAAGCCUCCUUGCAACUCAUCAUUCGCGUUUGUUGUAUUGGACGGAGAGUUGUAUGUUAUAACUUUCUGGAAGUCUGCUGAGCGAUUGGACAAGAGGGCCGGAAGGCUUUUCAUCCAAAUCUACGAUCCUCAGCAGAAGACUUGGAGAUCUCUCGUGACCAAGUUACCUUUCCGUUAUCACUUGGAUUUCAACGCAGCAGUUAUGAGCACUGUUCGCUUGUGAACUGCAACUCUAAUUGUUUGUACCUGUGUGAAUGUGACCGAUAAUACCAAUUGAUGUGCAGAUUGUUGUGUACUGAUUCACUCGUUCGUCAUUGCUACUAGCAUAUUUGUAAUUGUGCAGCAUAGUGGAGUCAUUGGAGUGUACAUGUUAAA